This is a messenger RNA of Hyalella azteca, 1107 nucleotides long. RefSeq lists its product as uncharacterized. NCBI's taxonomy places the organism in Eukaryota, Metazoa, Arthropoda, Malacostraca, Amphipoda, Hyalellidae. The coding region runs from base 247 to 1107 and encodes 286 amino acids. The transcript is spliced from 4 exons. The record is from RefSeq and is a predicted model, not a curated record.
CGUCCGUCUCACAAGCACACUAGUGCUCCUAUUGAGUACGCGACGCAGUGCAGUGGUGUGAACACGGUAUUAAAAAGUCCUAAAAGUCCUUCAGUUUUAGGGUUUUUUAGGAUUGACAUAAUUCAAACACCCGACCCGUUAAUUCGGUUCACGCUUUUAGAGUAAGGGUUCUGAACACUUGAAAUGUACGAAAUCAAAAACUCAUUUGCUAUCGACACGAAGUGAAGGAAGGAUAAGUGACUCGAGAUGAGGGUCGGUACAGCCCUUACUAUAUACAUGUUAGGGCUGGUGCGGGUAGGUCUAGGACGCUACAAGUACUGGAAGCCAGCGUCUGCAGAUCUUGCCCAGUUAUUCACUUUUAGUGGUCAAAACAGCUCUGGUGUUCUUACGUCCGAAAUGCGAUGCUGGAACUGGGCCACUGCAAAGGACUGGACUUUCCUGGCCUGUUACAUCCCUCUCACCGACGGCUCAGGAAACUGCUCACUAUGGGACGACAAGCCCAUCAAGAAUGGGCUGGUUAACCUAACGGUCACCCCAGGAUCAAACAACUGCAUGGCUGUCUUCAAAACUGACGUCUGUGUUCUGCCGGGAAAUUCGCUCAUGAAGGUUGGAGAGAUGAAGAACAACUCGUUUUGUCCAAAUUUGAAGGACGUCUGCCUGCCCAGUGGGAUGAUGGACGUGAAAAGAGCAGCAGCGCCUCAGAGCUGCACUGCACCCUUCAAUGUCUCCGGUGACUUGUGUCUGAUGACGACGCCCGUGGUGCCCAUUGUGGCUAGAGUUAGGUGGUGUGAUGCACGCGGAUUCUGCCUGAGGAGUGGAGCAGACCUCGCCACUGUGCGCACCGACCAAGAAUUCCAGCAGUUUCAAGCGUUCUUUGUUGCCUUUGGACGGACAAGCUCUCCCAUAUGGUUAGGCAGCUACAAGACCGCUGAUGGACAGUGGGUGUGGCUCAACAGCUACAGGAACCCGUACACCCUGCCAGACUGGUACCCUGGACGGCCCGGCGCUGGCCAAUGCGGACAUUUCAACACGUCUACUGCGCUGCUAGCCGACUCACCCUGCACCACGUUUAACAGCGUUCUGUGCAGGGCAAUGGUGGCUCCGUAG